GGAGAGGCCGGUGCCGGCAGCAGUUGCGGGACCCGUGACAGUUCAGGCUUCAGAGCGGAUCCAACAAGCGUUGGCCGCGGACAUGAUGCCUGAGGACCAGGAGGAGACCCAGCCGCUUCUGCGGCCUCCAGGCGGCAGAGCUCCCCGCAGCCGCCGCGUCUUCCUCGCCGCCUUCGCCGCUGCCCUGGGACCGCUCAGUUUCGGCUUCGCGCUCGGCUACAGCUCCCCGGCCAUCCCGAGCCUGCGGCGCGCCGCGCCCCCGGCCCCGCGCCUAGACGACGACGCCGCCUCAUGGUUCGGGGCCAUCGUGACCCUGGGCGCCACGGCGGGGGGCGUGCUGGGCGGCUGGUUGGUGGACCGAGCCGGUCGCAAGCUGAGCCUCCUGCUCUGCACCGUGCCCUUCGUGAUCGGCUUUGCUGUCAUCACUGCGGCCCAGGACGUGUGGAUGCUGCUCGGGGGCCGCCUCCUCACCGGCCUAGCCUGCGGCAUUGCCUCGCUAGUGGCUCCGGUCUAUAUCUCUGAAAUCGCCUACCCCGAGGUGCGGGGGCUGCUCGGCUCCUGUGUGCAGUUGAUGGUUGUCACCGGCAUCCUCCUAGCCUACCUGGCAGGCUGGGUCCUGGAGUGGCGCUGGCUGGCUGUGCUGGGCUGUGUGCCCCCCUCCUUCAUGCUGCUGCUCAUGUGCUGCAUGCCUGAGACCCCACGCUUCUUGCUGACUCAGCACAAGCGCCAGGAAGCCAUGGCCUCCGUGCAGUUCCUGUGGGGCUCCGAGCAGGGCUGGGAAGAGCCCCCUGUCGGGGCUGAGCACCAGGGCUUCCACCUGGCCCAGCUGAGGCGUCCUAGCAUCUACAAGCCCUUCAUCAUCGGCAUUUCACUAAUGGUCUUCCAGCAGCUGUCAGGGAUCAAUGCUGUCAUGUUCUAUGCAGAGACCAUCUUUGAAGAGGCCAAGUUCAAGGACAGCAGCCUGGCCUCGGUCGUCGUGGGCAUCUUCCAGGUGCUGUUCACAGCUGUGGCAGCUCUCAUCAUGGACAGAGCUGGGCGGAGGCUGCUCCUGGCCUUGUCAGGCGUGGUCAUGGUGUUCAGCACCAGUGCCUUCGGCGCCUACUUCAAGCUGACCGAGGAGGCCCCCAGCAACUCCUCGCACGUGGACCUCUUGGCGCCCAUCUCUGCGGAGCCCGCCGGGGCAAGUGUAGGGCUGGCCUGGUUGGCGGUGGGCAGCUUGUGCCUCUUCAUUGCCGGCUUCGCUGUGGGCUGGGGGCCCAUCCCCUGGCUCCUCAUGUCUGAGAUCUUCCCUUUGCACGUCAAGGGCGUGGCCACCGGUGUCUGCGUCCUCACCAACUGGCUCAUGGCCUUCCUGGUGACAAAAGAGUUUAGCAGCCUUAUGGCCCUACGGCGCCUUCUGGCUCGCUUCCGCCUUCUGCAUCCUCAGUGUCCUUUUCACUUUGUGCUGCGUCCCCGAAACCAAAGGAAAGACUUUGGAGCAAAUCACAGCGCAUUUCGAGGGGCGAUGACAGUCCCUUCCCUGGAGCGGCUGCCCCUCCCACAGGGCCUGCUGGGGCUUCAGAGGGGACAGAGCCUGCCUGUGACUUCGAGCAGGGUCUCAGCCGGAGCCCGGAGGCCCUGCUCACCCCAGGGACCUGGGAUCCAGGACCGCGGCCCCUCGGAGCCUUGUCCUGCGGGGUUCCUCCUUCCUGCCCAGCUCUCCACAGCCCCUCGAGCUGCGGCAUAAGGUUCCCAGCCCCCGGGUCCAGUUCCUGUCGCUGCUCUGAGACAGGAGGAGGGAGCACCUCGGAGUGUCUGUCUUCGCUGCCCUGUGGCCAGUCCUCCACAUGCCAUCUCCGCCAUGACGCAGAAGUGACAGUGGAGGGGAGUGACUCUGGACGCCUCGAUUUCUGGAGGAGGUGCUUUUGGAAGCUGAGUUAUGGCCCACGGUUUCCCCUCACGUGGCCGCAUUAUCAGGAAGGAACUUUGUUUGCCAAAUAAAGAUCUGACUCAGAAAACCA
Messenger RNA from Pteropus alecto (black flying fox), 2000 nucleotides. It is a transcript of the gene SLC2A8, whose product is annotated as solute carrier family 2 member 8. NCBI's taxonomy places the organism in Eukaryota, Metazoa, Chordata, Mammalia, Chiroptera, Pteropodidae. Gene Ontology annotation, cellular component: membrane. Gene Ontology annotation, biological process: transmembrane transport. Bases 83 to 1726 code for a protein of 547 amino acids. The record is from RefSeq and is a predicted model, not a curated record. The transcript has 10 exons. Gene Ontology annotation, molecular function: transmembrane transporter activity.